AUGCAUGACCUGUUGAGGGAUGUGAGUUUGAGAGAAGCUCGAAAACUGAAGUUUCUAUAUGUGUUGGAAGAGAAGAGCGUUCCAGAGGGCAUAUAUCCUUAUCGCCGUAUUGCAAGCAGGUUAAAACAACACGAAUAUCCAACUCAACUCAUUCAAUCUCUGAAAUCCGCACCACUUGUCCGCUCUUUCUUUGGGAGAGCUCCAACGGAUUUGUCGAAUAAUUAUGAGAAGAUUUUUCUUCAGCGAGUUAACACGCGUGUUCUUGUUAUUGGGGUUGGUGAAUAUUAUUUAACCAACGUUCUUUCUUCCAUCUCGUUUCUCUGGAAUUUGCAGACAGUGAUUAUAGAUAAGGCAAGGUGGGAUUAUUAUUAUGAUAUUUGGAAGGUGCCUCAACUUAGGCAUGUCAAAUUCAUCAACCGGGUGGAUAAUGAUUGUGCAUUUUAUGUCCCCGUUCCUCUCAGUGACGAAGAGGAUAUGGUGAUGGAAAACCUACAGUCACUUUAUAUUGUGUCCGAUCUCAAGUUUUGUGCCGGGGUGCUUAAAAGAAUCCCUAAUAUCAAAAAAUUGAAGUUGUGCUAUCAAAAAAACUAUCGAAAAGGAGGAGAAGAUGAAGAAGAUGAUUACCAACUCUACAAUAUUUGUUGCCUCUGCAAGCUCGAAUCUCUUAGCCUUAUGUCUUCUAGAGAAUACAUCCAGUGGGUGCGAGAAGUGAGCUUUCCAUGUUCUCUCCGGAAGUUGACAUUAGUAGAUACCUAUCUUCCUUGGGAAGACAUGAAGACAAAAAUAGGCCCGUUGCCGCUUCUUCAAGUUCUCAAGCUCAAAUGGCGCGCCUUCAUUGGGUCUAAGUGGGAAACAUUUGAAGACCAAUUCUCGAAUCUCAAGUUCUUGCUGAUUGAGGAAUGUGAUGUAGAGUGGUGGAUCACAGACAACACCCACUUUCCACGCCUUGAGCACCUUCAUCUUGGCCAUAUAAAAAGGUUGAGGGAGAUUCCUUCUUGCAUUGGAGACAUACCGACACUUCACUCAAUUAUGGUCGAAGAUUGUAGUGACUCAGUGGUGGCUUCAGCUCAAACAAUAAAGGAGGAGCAAGAGGAACUCGGCCUUCAAGACCUUCAAAUUCAUAUUGUUGAAUUUAUGUGGACCAUUAUUCUUUGGGCUUGA
Messenger RNA from Salvia hispanica, 1161 nucleotides. The record is from RefSeq and is a predicted model, not a curated record. Lineage: Eukaryota; Viridiplantae; Streptophyta; Magnoliopsida; Lamiales; Lamiaceae.